This is a messenger RNA of Cryptomeria japonica (Japanese cedar), 2899 nucleotides long. Its product is annotated as beta-amylase 3, chloroplastic. The record is from RefSeq and is a predicted model, not a curated record. Gene Ontology annotation, biological process: polysaccharide catabolic process. NCBI's taxonomy places the organism in Eukaryota, Viridiplantae, Streptophyta, Pinopsida, Cupressales, Cupressaceae. The coding region runs from base 517 to 2346 and encodes 609 amino acids. The transcript is spliced from 5 exons. Gene Ontology annotation, molecular function: beta-amylase activity.
CUCGUGAAAAUAGUUCUUUUUCUGUUAAAAUUGACAUCCGAGCUUCCGGAUCCUGCAGAAUAAAGUAGAGAUUCCACGUCCCAGGAUAUUUGUACAUCAACAAUCUCCAUUGUCCACAUAUAUAUAUAUGUGCACAACUAUAUUCUGGGUGGUAGUGUCAGGGAUAUUUAGAGAAGCUAUAAAGAAACUGAAGGUUCCACGGGACUCGAAACCGAGACCUGUGGAUGUUAAUUAACAAGAAUAAAGCUGAUCAACUAAAUAAAAACACCUCUACAGCACAAUUCCCCCACCAUGAAAAGCCUUCAAAGAUCAUUCCCUCGUCACAGGCCAUGAAACUGGUUGACAAUAUGCUACAAUUUGGCGACCGUUUCAAGCUAAGUUAACGGAUCUGUCUGCCAUUUUGUUUCGAUUUGUUUGGCAUUUUUUCUUUUUUUUUUGUUUUAAAUGACAGGGUUUGAGUUGUGAUAUUUAUGUUUGAAAAUUAAAUUGCAUAGAGUAACAUUUAACUCUUCUGGUAUGGCUGUUUCAAUGUAUGCUAAUUCGACAAGAGGGUCUUUCUCCGUGUCGUCAAAUUGUUCCAGGGCAGUGAAAGUGUCUUGUUCUAGGGUUAAGGGUGGGUUAGACAGGGUUAGUUUUCCCCAUAGAAAGGUUUCGAGUAAAUUAAAUUCAAAUUUCGGUGAGCCUUCUUCAUUAAGUUGUAGUGUCUCAAAUUUUUCGGCAUCUAAUCCUUUUAUUAGUUUGGAUCAAUGCCGGAGAAAGGUACAGAAGUUUGACCGUUUGAGUGACUUGGGGUCGGAUAAUUGUAGUUCUAGGGCUUACUGUAUGUCCGCAGAAGGGAAUGAGUCCGUUUUCCCAGAGGCAGAUCCAGAGAUGCUUUAUUAUGAGAAACAAUAUCCAACCCUGGUUUCACCGAUGUCUGAGGGCAGGCAAGAGGGUGUGCCCGUUUUUGUGAUGUUGCCUUUGAAUAUUGUGAACUUGAAAGGGCAGCUGAUGAAGAGAAAAGCUAUGAAUGUGAGUCUUAUGGCCUUGAAGAGUGCAGGUGUGGAGGGUAUUAUGGUUAAUGUAUGGUGGGGGGUUGUGGAGAAGGAUGUUCCCGGUCAAUACAACUGGACUGGUUACCUGGAGAUUGCGGAGAUGGCAAGAAGGCACAGUCUGAAAGUGCAGGCUGUCAUGUCGUUUCAUCAAUGCGGACGUCGUGGUAGAGAUUCUUGUUGGAUUCCUCUCCCUGCUUGGGUCUCUGAAGAGAUUGCUAAGAAUCCUGAUUUGGCUUACACAGAUAGAGAGGGUAUGCGCAAUACAGAGUGCAUUUCCUUGGGUUGUGACACCCUUCCUGUCUUGAAGGGUCGCUCGCCUGUUCAAGUCUAUUCAGAUCUUAUGAGGAGCUUCAGAGAUACCUUCAAGGUAUUUCUGGGGCAAACUAUAACGGAGAUUCAACUUGGAAUGGGUCCAGGGGGAGAACUGAGGUACCCUUCAUAUGCAGCAGAUGAUUUAACAUGGCAAUUUCCAGGCAUUGGCGAGUUUCAGUGUUAUGAUAAGUAUAUGAGUGCAAGUCUAAAGGCAUGUGCCGAAAAAAUUGGGAAGGGUGAAUGGGGAGUUAGUGGUCCUCGUGAUGCUGGUGGUUACAAGCAGUGGCCAGAGGAGACAGGUUUUUUUAAAACAAAUGGCUCCUGGAAUACGCCAUAUGGGCAAUUUUUCCUUGAGUGGUACUCCAGAAUGCUCCUUAUGCAUGGUGAGCGCAUUAGUGCAGCAGCAAAGGCCAUAUUCCGUAACACAGGAGCCAAGCUUUCUGGAAAACUUGGAGGCAUUCAUUGGCAUUAUGGAACUGAAUCACACUCAGCAGAAUUGACCGCAGGAUAUUUUAAUACAUCUCUAAAUGAUGGGUAUCUUCCAAUUGCCCAAAUGUUUGGUAGACAUGGAGUGACUUUAUGUUGCACAUGUUUUGAGAUGCUAGAUUCUGAACAGAAGCCAUUGAAUGCAAAUUGCAGUCCAGAAGGUUUGCUGAGACAAGUUACAUUUGCGGCCAGGAAGUCUCAGGUACCACUGUCUGGAGAAAAUUCCACAACAAGGUUUGAUGAGGAAUCACAGAAACAAAUUAUUAAGAAUUCUAGGCUUUGCUUGGAGAAUAGUUUGUGUAAAGAGAAGCAUGAGCCGGUCUGUUCCUUUUCAUUUUUGCGAAUGAGUGAGCAGCUAUUCCGCAGGGAUAACUGGAAUCACUUUGUACGUUUUGUAAGGCAAAUGGCUGACGGCAGAACUUUUCAUCCACGGGAAGACAAACAUGGAAGUGCUGAAUCUAGAUUUCAAGCUCAAGUAGUUAGGGAAGCUGGUGCAGCAACAUCCUGCCAAUAGAAUGGUUCAGCUGCUAAGUUGUACAUAAGUGGUAUAAAGUAACUGUACAUUUUUCUCUGAAAUUAUUCAUAUCCUUUACCAGAAUUAAAAUAGCAUGUGUUGCUAUCAUCCAAUUCCUCAUGUCCAACAAUAUUAGUGUUGUAAUUUGAUUUGAAAGAUUUGUUUUACUGGAUGGAAGCAAUUGUAAUUGUCCAGAGGAAUCCUCUUAUGUUAAGAGGAGUUCUUUCUCUGUAUGUAUUUAUUUAGGUAAAACGGGUAUAAGACAAUUUAUAUGGCAUAUUUUCCUAGCCCAUGUCCUUGAGCGAGGUAUACCUCUGUCAAUCAAUUUUAUAUUGAUAUUGCUACCUUUGUUAAAAUAUCCAUAUUGACCAUAAUGUUUUCAUAUACAUCCUAUUGAAGCUGAUGAACCUUCAAAUUGUCACUACAGGAUUACAUUUACAGAUAUGUUGUGGCGGCAAAACUCUGCAAUUUGUAACCAUGAAAGAUAGUUGUAAUACUUUUGCUAUAAAAGCAUGUUUGAGAAGUACAGACGUGCAUGGCUGUUCAUACCUCA